AUGUCGAGUUAUUCAGCAAGUAAUUCUAUAUUUAGUUUAUCAUUUCUAUUUAGUAAAAACUGUUUACAAGUUAUGCUUUGUUCACAAACAAUUAGUUGUGUUCGAACAUUUUGUGCUUCAAAGGCAAUAUCCAGUCAUUAUGACAUUGUAAUUGUCGGGGGUGGUUUGGUCGGGAGCGCGAUGGCUUGCGCUAUUGGCAAGAAGUCUUCAUUAUCUUCAAAGAAAAUUCUUUUGCUCGAUUCACUCAAAACUGUCCAGCCAAAAGUUAGAGAAGAGGAUUGGUAUUCCAACCGAGUAUCUGCCAUAGCCCCUUCCUCUGUGGAGUUGUUUGAAAAUCUGAACGUUUGGAAGCAAAUUUCGGUUAAAGCACAACCGGUCACUUCCUUAUAUAUUCAAGAUGGUUGCUCAGAAUCUAGGAUUUCUUUUAAACAAUCCAAACCAAGCUCCCCAGUUGCUUAUAUUGUAGAGAAUUGGAGGAUUGUUGAUGCUUUACAUCAAUGUCUUAGAGAAAGUUUAAAUAUUGAUUGGAAGCAAGAGACCUCAUUUUGUGAAUUGAGUUUGCCUGAAAACCUCGAUGAAAUUGUCGUUCUUAAAUUGGACAGUGGUGAAGUAGUUGAAAGUUCUUUGUUGAAUGAUAUUAAAAACACGAUUGCGUGGCAAAGAUUUAUGCCAACUGGGCCAAUCGGUAUUUUGCCACUUAAUGAGAAGCUGAGUUCACUUGCCUGGACAACUUCAACAUCAGAAGCAAAACGUCUUUUGGAAUUGCCUAAUGAAGAAUUUGUGAAGGAAUUAAAUGGAGCUUUGGUUGAUCAUUCUGGACAUAAUAAAAUAAUUGAUGGGCCUUUAAAUUGUUUUUCAAGUAUUUUGAAUUCAAUUCCAUUUUUGACGUCAUCUGAAAAUUUUGUCUUCCCAACUAUUCUUUCUCUGCCAAAUAAUGAUAGAGCAGCAUUUCCACUAUCUCUAAUUCACGCGCAUGAUUAUAUUGGGAAUAGAUUGGCAUUAAUUGGGGAUGCAGCACAUAGAAUACAUCCAAUGGCUGGACUUGGAGUUAAUCUUGGAUGGUCUGAUGUAGUUAAUUUAACAAAUACACUCGAAAUUGCAGUUAAGGAGGGUGGAGAUUUGGGUUCUUUAAUUUAUUUAAAAAACUUUGAUGCCAAAAGUCAACGCAAAAAUGUUCCAAUAAUGACUGCUAUUGACUUUUUAAAUAGUUUGUUUUCAACAAAUUUUCUUCCGUCAGUUUUUGUUCGUUCUGUAGGUGUUAAUUUGUUGGAUAGGCUUUGGCCUGCAAAGGAUUUGAUGGUUCAAUAUACUUCUUGA
Messenger RNA from Meloidogyne enterolobii, 1317 nucleotides. The record is from the annotation of a GenBank genome assembly. Lineage: Eukaryota; Metazoa; Nematoda; Chromadorea; Rhabditida; Meloidogynidae.